This is a messenger RNA of Trichophyton rubrum CBS 118892, 1242 nucleotides long. RefSeq lists its product as uncharacterized. Gene Ontology annotation, molecular function: acyltransferase activity, transferring groups other than amino-acyl groups. The transcript has a single exon. The record is from RefSeq and is a predicted model, not a curated record. Lineage: Eukaryota; Fungi; Ascomycota; Eurotiomycetes; Onygenales; Arthrodermataceae. The coding region runs from base 1 to 1242 and encodes 413 amino acids.
AUGGCGGCUUCCAUACAUGCCCAUCCUAAUCCUGCUCGCACCCUAGUCCCUCGCCUGCAGCGCCAUCUACCACACUCCGGACCAGUGCUGCGAAUCAUUCAAUCCUUUGGCGUCUUCCCACGUUCUGCAGAAGCGUGUGUCCUAGCUACAUUUCCCCCAGAAUCAGGAUCAAGUUGGGGUUUAGGAUCAGGAUCAGGCGCCGCAGAGAAUAAGAGACAGCCGGAGGAACCAUGGGUGGUAGCAUACGUAGAUGUAUUCCGCUACCCUGAGACGCAAAUGUGGGUGUAUUCAAGCCUAGAGGCAGAUGGACGUAACGAGAUGAUUGGAGACACAAUGAAGACCACCCUAACGGCCGAUGAAGAGACGCUGAAGCAGGCUCGAGAGCAGCUCAGGAAUCUACUUGCAUAUGUUCGCUCAAAAUUGCUGCCGUCACUCUUGUCCACCCCAGGAGCCCUUGAGAGAAACAUCCCGGGCACCAAGCCAAACGGAGUUAAGAAGCUACCUGCCGUUCCUCCGACUGGUCUACUGAUGGGAACAAUAAACGACGGCCUGGCUGAGCUGCUCGGCCAAUUGGGACCCAGGGAACAGGACAGUUCAGGCCAGAAGCCUUUCUUUCACAUCAACCGUGUCGAUUUGUGCGUGAAAUACAUGUUUGACCGAACCCAUUAUGACGCUGGCGACAACGGACCACCGCAGGGAUACCGAUUCCAUGACAACAAGGGCCGCCGUGGGAUCCAAGAUCAUCAUUUUGGACUGGUCCUAAGUCGCACGCACAUCCAACGCACUCGGGCUUCGUUCCCUGCUAGCGUCGCUAUCUACCAUGACGACAUAGAGGCUGAUGUAGCUGCGAAAGGCCAGAAUGAAACCCCCGUUGCCCAUGUAAACGGGAACGGGGUAGACAAAGUCGAAGAAAUGCCUAUUGGCUGGGCUUUCCUAACGUAUGACGGGAGCAUGAUCGUUCUACAUGUUGAGCCGGAGCACCGUGGACGAGGCCUCGCAGCCCUGCUCUCCAAGGAGAUCAUGCGUCGGGGCAUGGGCAAUGAGGCUAUCCAUGCACUCCAGCUGGAAGACGAUAUCGAUGGGAGGGAGAAAGGCUGGGUGUUUGCGGAUGUUAAUAAGGAGAACAAGGCCAGCCAGCGGGUGAUGCAGAAGCUUGGAGGAGAGAUCGGUUGGGCGAUGAGGUGGAUUGUGGGGGAGAUAUGCGCAGGAAAGGACUGUUGGAACUGUAAUAAGGGCCUCUGA